AUGGCUACGGCGUUUUCAAGUCGCACAACGCCUGUACCGGCGAUGGCACCGACAGAAAAGUCCGGAAAAUUUUUCGGCGUGGACUUCAAACGCUGGCAGCAGAAAAUGUUCUUUUACCUGACCACACUCAAUGUGCAGCGCUUUAUCAGCGAGGACAUUCCGGUCUUGGGAGAAGAGACUCCGGCUAAUGAACGAUUUGUGGUUACGGAGGCAUGGAAGCAUUCUGACUUCUUUGUCAUGGAAACUUCGAAAGAGUUGUGGAACACUCUUAAAAAGAAGUACAAGACAGAAGAUGCUGGACUUAAGAAGUUUGUUGCCGCAAAAUUCUUGGACUUUAAAAUGGUUGACUGUAAGUCUAUCAUAACUCAAGUUCAAGAACUGCAUGUCAUCGUUCAUGACCUUGUCGCCGAAGUUAUGGUCAUAAAUGAAGCGUUUCAAGUUGCGGCAUUUAUUAAAAAGUUGCUUCCAACAUGGAAGGACUUUAAAAACUACUUAAAACAUAAGCGCAAGGAGAUGACGUUGGAAGACCUUAUUGUUCGCUUAAGGAAUAAAGAGGACAACAAGGCUGCAAAAAAGAAGUCUCGUGGAAAUUCAACAAUAAUGGGUGCAAAUAUUGUUGAGAAAGUUGGACACAAGGCUGCUGAAUGUCGUGCACCAAAGAAGGACAAGAAGAAAAGCCAAGCCUACAUGAUUGAGAAGAAUGAUGAAAUAGACGAUUUAUGUGACAUACUUUCGGAAUGCAACCUAGUCAUAAAUCCUAGAUAA
Nicotiana attenuata is the source of this 765-nucleotide messenger RNA. RefSeq lists its product as uncharacterized. NCBI's taxonomy places the organism in Eukaryota, Viridiplantae, Streptophyta, Magnoliopsida, Solanales, Solanaceae. The record is from RefSeq and is a predicted model, not a curated record. The transcript is spliced from 4 exons. The coding region runs from base 1 to 765 and encodes 254 amino acids.